Molecule: messenger RNA, 1333 nt
Organism: Schistocerca nitens (vagrant locust)
Lineage: Eukaryota; Metazoa; Arthropoda; Insecta; Orthoptera; Acrididae
Exons: 2
Coding region: 922-1260 (112 amino acids)
Molecular function (GO): nucleic acid binding
Source: RefSeq, a predicted model, not a curated record
AGUCACGUGACAGGCCACGCGACUUUCAGCCUUAUUGCAUUCGUUUUAUUGUUUCACCAGUACUAGUCCGGUUUUCUUCUAGCCACACCUCAUACAAAGAGGAGGUAUUUGUCGAGUUAAGAGUUUCUGACAACUUGUAACGUAAUUACAGCUUGCGUUAAAGAGUCAAUACGCAAAGAACUGUUGGGUAAUAUUGCCAGCUCCAAAGAACUGCAAUUUAUACAAAAGUCAGACAUGCCACAAUAGUACGUAUCAGAAAGGAGUGUGAAAAUAAACCACAUUGUUUACUGAAAUCGCCAAGAGAGGGUGCUAAGAAGCGAUUGUUACAGGCAGUUUUACAAAAUUGGUAACUUGAUAAAUGCUGUUGGACUUUCAUAAAAAUCAAAAAAUAGUGUCAACAUUAUGCAAAUUACUGCUGUAAAACAGAAAAUUCAUUUUUCUUUGCAGAAAGAUGCUUAGCCAAUGACACUGCAUGAACUGAGAUUUAUCUGGAAGAGAAGUGUUGGUAAAAGGAAGAUUUUGGUAGAGAGAACUGAUGUAACUGACUGGUGAUGCAAGUACUUUAUGCAAGUAAGGAAGUUAAGUGAGCAAGACAAAGUUCUUUAUAUUGAUGAAGCUUGGAUGGAGAACAACGUUAAUAACAGAAAACGUCGACAGAAUCAUGGACAGUUUGUGGCAGAAACAUAAUUAUUGUUGUCUGUAUAGGAUCUGAUGCUGGUCUUGUGCCCCAUAGGACUAUCACAACAAAAUGAACCUAAGAAUUAUUUUGGGUUGGAUUUAGGCUGAAAUAGUUAUGAAUCUACCUCUCAACAGUAUUACUGCUAUGGACAGUGCUUCAUAUCGCAAUAAGUUUCAUAACAAAGCUCCCAAUUUGGCCCUUGAAUAAAAGGGGAAAUAAUUGAGUGGUUGUUAAAAAGUAAUAUGAUUGCUGACUUGUCAGUGAUAAAAACAAUAAUAUUUCACUUAAUUGUACAAUUUAAGCAAAAAGACCAAGUAUUUAAAAUUAAUAAAAUAUUUGAAACCCGAGAACAUACUGUGCUGCAGUUUCCGCCAUACAACCGCAGCCUUAAUCCAGUUGAAGUGGCAUGGGCAAAGCUUAAAAAUGUUGUCAGAAGAAGAAAAAUUUGCAUUAUGAAGUUACUACAGUUGGUGAAAGAAGGUUUGAAAACUAUCACUCAGGAUGAGUGGAUUGCAUACUACCUGCACAUAGAGAAACUUGAAAAAGUGUGCUGGGUUCAGGAUGGUGUUAAGAAGAGAUAAUGCAAGUAGAUGCCAUAAUUAUUCAUUAGCAAUUGGCGAUGAUCAAGACAGUGAUAUUGUUGAAGAUGUCAUA